GGGUUUGAUAAUUGGUAAAAGUGUUGACUCGUGGCGAUGUUUAGCAUAGUUCUGCUAUAUAAAUAUGCAGUACAGUCAGUGUACAACUAUUGAAAUACAGCAAGGACAUUUCACUCUGCAUGUUGAGUCCACAAGGGAUUCGUCUCCAAGAGAAGGUGCGCGUGUCCCAACUCAUAUUUCUAGUAGUAAAUUGCAGCUAUUCGGUGGAGAAACAGACUGAGCUGGUGGAACGAAAAAACGCAUGCAGGGGGAGGAGGAAAAUCUAGUGACACCGUGAAAUUGCAUUAAACAUGCCAUUCUCUGCUCCGAGGACGUCCAUGCUCCCCAAACUCUCAUCUGCUCGCUGAAUGGAUGCCGCGGCCGACAGAAGUUUGACGCAGAAAGCUCACACGAGAAAAGAGUUGCCUCCAGCAGCUUUCGUUUCACGGAAACAAUAACGGCCUUAUUUACCUGUCACCAUCGCACCAUCAUUUUUAUGACAGUGGUCUCACGAAAAAUUCGGAUAUCAGAUGCGCUAUUAAUUUUCUUUUGAGGAAAAAGAACUCGAGAAAGAGCGCUUGACCGAAAGAGGUCAAUAAAUAAGGAGUACGUUUUUUUUGCUCCGGAUAAAGACUUCUAAAAUGCACUUAUUUGGAAUAUCUGUUCUCCUUGCCAAUUCUGCGAUUCUCUACGCAAAUCUAGCCAGUGAAUCGAGUCAUGAAUUCAGUCAUGACUAUUAUGAUUAUGAUCAGGAUCAAGGGGAGGCACCGGAGCCGUCGGAGCCAGACCUUGAGCAGCAGCUGCGCUCCGUGGCCAGUGUUGACGAACUGAUGAGGAUAGUGUACCCUAACUACUACAGCAUGCUCAGUUGCCGGUCAAAGCGAGGCGCACGCUUCACCCUGAGAGGGGAACACACAGCCACGGAAACGCGGUCGAGCGGCGAACUGCCGGCGUACGCUGGUGCUCCCUUCAACCCUGACACACUGAAAAGUAUUGAGUCAGAGUGGAAAAAGACCCAGUGCAUGCCACGAGAAGUUUGUUUAGAUGUGGGGAAAGAGUUUGGGGCGGCUACAAACACCUUCUAUAAACCACCCUGCGUGUCUGUCUACAGAUGUGGGGGCUGCUGCAACAGCGAGGCGCAUCAGUGUAUGAACAUCAGCACCUCCUACAUCAGCAAGACGCUGUUUGAAAUCACAGUUUCCAGCAGUACAAUUAACAACCUAGUGACUAUCAGCUUUGCCAACCACACCGUGUGCAAUUGUCUGUCCAAACUGGACGCCUACAAACAAGUACACUCCAUCAUACGACGAUCUCUACCAGAAUGUCUGGUAGCCAAUAAAACCUGCCCAAAGAACCACAGCUGGAGCAACCGCUUGUGCAGAUGUAUGGCGGUGCAACGCGACACCCCUUCCCCGCCCCAGACACAACGAUCGGACUCGUUUGAAGCAGACGUCUGCGGGUCAGAUAAGGAGUUGGACGAGGAGACGUGUCAGUGUGUGUGCAGACGACAGCGUCGGGCCUCGGGCGCAUGCGGACUCCACCGCUACCUGGAUAAGAACACGUGCCAGUGUGUGUGUAAGACGCUCCCAUCGUCCUGUGGGCCGCACCAGCUUUUCAAUAAAGACACGUGCCAGUGUGUGUGUAAGACGCUCCCAUCGUCCUGUCGGCCGCACCAGCUUUUCAAUAAAGACACGUGCCAGUGUGUGUGUAAGACGCUCCCAUCGUCCUGUCGGCCGCACCAGCUUUUCAAUAAAGACACGUGCCAGUGCUCCUGCGCCAGGACAUGCCCCAAGCACCAGCCGCUCAACCGCACCAAAUGUGCCUGCGAGUGCAACGAGUCACCCAACAGGUGCUUCCUGAAAGGCAAAAGGUUCCACCAGGCCACCUGCAGUUGCUACGGACCACCUUGUGACGUGCGGAGGAAUCGGCGCUGUGCAUCAGGUUUUUACUUCAGCGAGGAGGUCUGCCGGUGCGUACCAACAUACUGGAGAAGACAGGAUUAACUUUGAGUUCACAUUAUGCAGCUGACCUGCUAACCGAUUAUAAUGAUUAUAAUCUAUUAUGCUAGCCGCAAUCAUGUGGAGAAGUACCUAGCCUGGACCUAGGUCGGGAAAGGGUUGAAAGGACACCGAGUUUGUGGGCUACUUUGGAAUUAUAAAGUGGCACUUGGGACAUAUUAUGGACAUAUUGAUGUGAACCCCAAAUAUCAUGAGAGGAUCUAAUGAAAAGACUGAAGGAUGGGGAGCAAUUUUGUAUUUUUUUGAUAUUCGUACGUCAGAUAUUGAUUAUAUAAUUUAUUGCCACUAAAUGUUUGCAAUUUCUUUGUUUAUUGCAAUUUCAAUCUUUCCAAGAAAAUACACUGUGAUCAAUAUGUGUGUUUCAUGUGAUGCCUUUUUAAAAUUAAAGUUGUAUAUUGUUAACUUAUUUCUAAUCUAGUUUAUCAUAUUGAAUUGUAGUUACUGAUUGUAAAUAACUAAAGUACACACUUAUCUUACAAUUAUGAUCUUAUGGCAGGCUAUAUUUACACAACAAAAAUGUAAUUUAAAUUUCCAUUAUGAAUUAACCCAAAAUAGCAUGUCAUUUCUGAACUGCCAUCCACAGCAUACACAUUUAUGUUAGAUACUUGAAAAUAUACUAUAUAUCACUUUUAUCUUUGGUCAACCACCUCACCAGCAAUACUAACAUUGGACUCUCAGUUCUAGGAUCAUGAUGAUAGGGCCAUACGUUUUCCCAGGUUUGGCCCAUUUUAUGACAUGAUGAGGAUAUCCUAUGAAUGGAAAUCACCAGUAGGAGACCUCCAAGGAAGGGAUACCGUGAACUAAUACAUGAAUCCUGCCUUGUCAAUGAAUGAAUACUACUACUAUGGAGAACCCUAAUCGGCAAAUUGGACAAGGAUAUCCAAUCUACAGUACAGCAGUAUGAAGACCAGUAUGAGAAUGCUCCUAAUCUUCUGACCAAAACUCAUUGGACAAGUGAAUGGAUGUUUCAAAGUCGACCAUGAAAGAGACAACGGGCUAAGGACAAACGGUUACACAGAUGUUUCUAAGGUGCUCACUCCGUAUGGGUUUAAAGAAGAGCAGGUUGAGUUGCUGUUAUAGUGUUGAAGUAUGUCAUGGUCAUUUUCUACGUCGACUGUAUUUGUAUUGUUCCUAUGUUUUUCUACUGGAAAAUAAAUCACCAAUUUCGCAAGA
Molecule: messenger RNA, 3170 nt
Organism: Salvelinus fontinalis (brook trout)
Lineage: Eukaryota; Metazoa; Chordata; Actinopteri; Salmoniformes; Salmonidae
Product: vascular endothelial growth factor C-like
Exons: 7
Coding region: 621-1982 (453 amino acids)
Biological process (GO): positive regulation of angiogenesis; vascular endothelial growth factor signaling pathway; induction of positive chemotaxis
Cellular component (GO): membrane
Molecular function (GO): vascular endothelial growth factor receptor 3 binding; growth factor activity; chemoattractant activity
Source: RefSeq, a predicted model, not a curated record